UUUACAAUCCUAACCUCGCUCUCGCUCUCUCUCUCUCUCUCUCUCUGUUUCUCUCUCAAAUCAAAAUCAAAUGGCGAUGGAGCUGCAGAAACCCAAAGAAAGAGAAGUAACCGAGGACCUGCUCCAAAAACCCUACCAAAACCCCCUUCAAAAGGAGACCCCUACAUCAGAAAGCCCUGAGAAGAAUCAAGAGCUUGGAGGAGAAGCCAAAGAAAUCAUAUCUCCCAGUCCCACGGAAACCGUCGGAUCUGCCCCUGCUGCCGUGUCCGAUCUCCAGAAGAAGUUACGCCGCGCCGAGCGUUUUGGCAUGCCUGUCCAGCUCUCCGAAGAAGAGAAGCGCAGCUCCCGUGCCGAAAGGUUUGGCACUGCAUCUUCGGUGCAUGGAUCAGAAGAAACAAAGAAAUCAGAGGAGCAGAAGAGAAAGGCUCGGGCAGAGAGAUUUGGGCUGGUUGUUCACUCUGGGGAUGAUGAGGAGGCAAAGAAGAAAGCUCGGUUAGCUAGAUUUGCACCAAAUUCCAAGCCAGAUACCCUGGAAGAAGAUAAGAGGAAGGCAAGGGCACUCAGGUUUUCACAGACCUCACCUACCAACUCAACACAAACAAAUGGCAAGUCGAAUGAGCAGAACCCAACUAUAGUGGGUAAGGCGGAUGGAGGGGCCUGAGCAUCGAUCGCUUUUAAUAGUGACAUGAUCAGAAGGUUCAAAAUGCCUAUCAAGGGGAUCUUUUGGGGCAUUAUCAUCCACUGGGAUGCAACACAGCAGUGGUCUAGAUCACCAUAUCAUGGGCCCCACUCGUGGGAAUUGAAAAUCUUGUAUGCAUUGCAAAACCUUGGGGCCAAAAUCCUACAUGAAUAGGUUUUAUUGAAUACAUGAGUUGGAAAAUCAAUAUUAUAGUGGGACUAAAGGAUAACAUUCCCUUGCUGGUA
This is a messenger RNA of Magnolia sinica, 924 nucleotides long. RefSeq names its product protein MODIFIER OF SNC1 11. NCBI's taxonomy places the organism in Eukaryota, Viridiplantae, Streptophyta, Magnoliopsida, Magnoliales, Magnoliaceae. Gene Ontology annotation, biological process: poly(A)+ mRNA export from nucleus. The coding region runs from base 71 to 661 and encodes 196 amino acids. The record is from RefSeq and is a predicted model, not a curated record. Gene Ontology annotation, cellular component: nucleus. The transcript is spliced from 6 exons.